This is a messenger RNA of Orussus abietinus, 8570 nucleotides long. It is a transcript of the gene lilli, whose product is annotated as serine/arginine repetitive matrix protein 2. Gene Ontology annotation, biological process: regulation of gene expression. Gene Ontology annotation, cellular component: nucleus; super elongation complex. The record is from RefSeq and is a predicted model, not a curated record. Lineage: Eukaryota; Metazoa; Arthropoda; Insecta; Hymenoptera; Orussidae. Bases 366 to 3653 code for a protein of 1095 amino acids. The transcript is spliced from 12 exons.
GACCCUGCUCGAGCGCUGCGCUCCUUUGUUCCGCGCAUCCGAGCGCGCUCUGGCCUAUCUCCAGUCGGCGCCUCCCCGUCCGCGCCUCGGGGCGAAUCGCGUUCGAAUUUAGCGCGCCGGCCGCGUCGCGCGAGUCGCGCGAGGUCCGCUCCCGCGGCAGGUUCGCCCGACCGUGGGUGCCGAGAGCGAGACUAUCCGGUGCGCGCGAAACGCUAGCGCGGAAUGCCGGAACGGCGGAACGACCGGGCCGCGAGCGGAACUUUCUGCGUACGUGACGCGCGCGCAAUGUGGGACGCGUGACAGACGCGCCGCGUCGCAUCUCCGCGCAGCGAGUGCGCGUGCCACCGCGUCACCACGCUGCCACCAUGUAUACCAAGUUCGAGGUGCUCCAGGGCAUCGUCAGCUACCUUCUCGUAUCAGAACGAGAGAGGCACACCGCCAACAGGCUGUCCACAGAUCUGGAACGCGACCUGAGCCUCUCCGAGGAUAGCGACGAGGAUGUCGGUAGCAAGGGAAUGUCGAGGCCGACGCGAGAUGCAAGAAGUCCAGAUCUUACGGUCGACUUAUCGGCCCCGCUGAUCCCGGCGAUGACCCCGGCGCCACCGCCGCUGGCUCCGAUGUCGCCCAUGGGGAUGUCCCCGAUGGGCCAGGAGUCCCCGCUGCGGCCGCUGAGCCUGCCGAGGACGCCGCCUCCCGAGGCGCCGGUGGAGCGGGCAGCGUCCCCGCCGCCCGCGAGUCCGCCCCGACAGCGGUCCCCGAGCCCCCCGGAGCAGCGGCCCCCGAGUCCCCCGGGAUGCGCCCCUCAGAGCUCCGGCAGCGCGAGCUCCAGCUCGGACUCCUGCUCGGACUCCCUGUCCGACAGCAGCGACGACUCCGAGGACGAGGUACCGCCGCCGCCACCCGUAAAAGGUCCCUCCACACCACCCUCCGUGUCCCCCGAGGCACCCGCGGUGGCGGAGCCCCCACCGCCGCCACCACCGGCCGUCGAGGAGUCAAAACCUCGAUGGAACCUCAGUUCCUUCUUCAACAAGAGCGCCGUGCAGGCGGGCGAUCAGAGCUCCGAGAACAAGCCUCCUCAGGAGGGAAUCCGGCACAAUGGGUCUCCGGAUGGUGCAAGCGCGGGCGUGGCGAGAGCACGCCGCGACUCGGUCCACGAGUGGCAGCUGGAAGAUGGUCGAAGGGUCCCGAGCGACGCGAAUCACCACUCGGAACCGAGUAAGAACCAAGUGGCCGGGGACGCCAGGUCGCAGCACGACAAGGCGAAGCCACCGGACGCGAAGAAGCGCGGCCGGCCCCGAAAAUCGACCAAGAGCCCAAAAGGGCACCGCGCCGGGGCCGACGAGGUCGCGAAGAGUAAACGCAGCAGAACGCGGGUGACCAGCCCGAAGAAGAAGCGGCCCAUCUCGAAGUCGACGGUGUCGACCAGCGACGACGCCAGCGACGCCCGGUCCCACCUGGGCAGCAGCGACUCCGAGAGCGACCGAGGCGGCCCAGGGCUAACGGCGUCUCCUGCCGCGGUAGCCACGGCCAUUGCCGAGAAGUGCCGACCGCGACUGAGCGUCUCCUCGAGCGACGAGGACGAGGAGUCCCACGGGUCGACGAAGCGCGCCACCGUCGAGGAGGACGCCCGCUGGAGGAGGCUCGCGUUGAAGCGGAGCAAGCUCGCCGAGUCGCCGAAGAAGCAGCAGGAGAAGAAGAAGACUCCGACGAAGGUGAAACCGCGAAGACCCCGGUCUCGAGUGACCGGCGCCGCGGGUCGGCACUCGGACUCCGACAGCGAGUCCGAGGUCGCUCUGCGGAACAGCAGAAUCCAGGUGGCGAGAGUCCCGCCGAGGCCCAGGGUACCGCCGGUCCGGGCGACCUCCCCGGAUAAUUCCGACAGCGACAACAGCCCGCCACCGAAGCUGCAAGAGGAGGGCGGCAACGUGCAGGACAAGAAGAAGAGCGAUACCUUGCGUAAGCUCUUCUCGACGAGCAAGGGCGGCGGUAAGGGCGGGGGCAAGGGGGGCAAGGGCGGAAAAGGAGGCGGCAAGUGCGGCAUCUACGUCGAAGAGUACACCUCGGCGAACGCCCCGACGGGCGGCGAGAGCCCCUACAAGCGGCCUUCGUCGCGGACUUCCUUCCCACCCGUGACUUACGUCAACGGCGUGCCUAGCCUCCUCUGCAGGCUGGAUCUUAACCGGCUGCCCCAUAUACCACAGGCCUCGAGAGGUCAAGAACUACGCCAACGUACCGAGCUACCCGACACCAGGCCCGACGCCCGACCUGCCUCCGGGCAGGCCGCCCCGCUCGGCGCGCUCGCCCCACCUCGGCCGCCCACCCCGGAAGAGGGCGAGAUCGUCGACACGCCGCCCCCGGAAGCCCGUACCCACGGGGCCGACCCCCUGGACAAGGCGGCUCUGCGCGCGGCCAAGGCUCGCGCCAAGACCGAGGCCCUCUCCUCGGAUUCCAAGGGCUGCUCUACUCCCGUCCCGGGGACCGCCACCGUGUCCGGGGCUGGUGGUAGCGGCAACCCUAGUAGCAGUAGUACCGGUGUGCCCAACGCGAGUGCCAGUGCCAGUGGUAGCAGUGGUAACGCGCCUAAGCGGAAACGUAACCCGAGUUGCAGUUCUGUGUCUAGUUUGAGUACUGUGUGUUCCGUGGACUCGAAGGCCAAGGGGUGCUCGGAGCACAAGGAGAAGAAGAAGAGGAAACGGAAGCAUGCCGAAACGGAAUCGGUCACGCCGAGACCUUCGUCCAGUCAGCAGAGCGAUAUUCAACCGACGAAUCACGAGCGGGAAGAAAAACCGGACACUAGUCUACUCCCACCACCAGUUCCGCAACAGCGUGUCUACUAUUCCUACUUCAACCCUCAGAAUGAAAUCGUGGAGGACCAGGAUGGGGACCAGAAUCAGUACCUGACGGAAGCAAAGCGGCUGAAACACAGUGCCGACGAGGAGCGCGAAUUGACGGCACAAAGCAUGCUAUACUUGGAGGCGGUUUUGUACUUCCUCUUAACCGGUCACGCCAUGGAGUCCGAUCCAGUGACUGAGCGAGCGUCUUUCACCAUGUACAAGGACACUCUCAGCCUAAUCAGGUACAUUUCCUCAAAAUUCAAGAGUCAGCAGAACAACUCUCCGGAGAGCAGCAUACAUAACAAACUAGCUAUACUCAGUUUAUGGUGUCAGUCCCUCAUAAACCUCAAGCUUUUUAAAAUACGUAAACACGAAGUCAAGGAGUACCAGAGGAUACUCGCCGACUACCAUCAGAAGCCGGCCCAAGCAACCCUUGUCCAGCCCGAAGGUCAAGGAACGCCUUCGUUAUCGCCAACACCAUCGCCUGCUGGUUCCGUUGGUUCCGUUGGCAGUCAAAGUUCUGGAUAUAGCAGCGGAGAGCUGGCCAACCGAGGAGGGACGUCAGGUCAGCCUCAAGCCUCUCCUUGCGUCAGUGUACCUCUAGGGGUGCAUCACGCCAUGCAGAAGCAACAUCAACACUUCUCUUUGCUGCUGAAUUGUCACGAACUUUGGGAUCAAGCGAACGCCCUGGUGACAGACCGACAUAGAGAUUUCUUCAUCGAGCUAGAUGAGAAAUACGGACCGCUGACACUGAAGAGUUCGCUCCGAGACCUUGUGCGAUACGUUCAAGGCGGUAUCAAGAAACUACGAGCUCUCUGACCCCAGUGGCACAGCCCCCGGCCACCCACCCCGAAUUACGUCACGUCGCUCCCUCACAAUAUGGCCACCUACCCGACCAUGUUCACGUAGCCACGCGUAUGAAGAUGUGAUCGAAGAUGUAAAAAGAAGAGAGAAGGUCGCACUUCCUCGCAUUCUCUUCCAUUCUACGCGAGGAGAGGAGUCGUGGUAUGGGAUCGUGCCUCAAGUAGGUGAGAGUUCGACAGCCCUGCGGCAUCGACGAGCGUAGCCGUCGACAUUGGGUCUGGGUUCGAAUUCUCGAAGGAACUUCUGAUUCGUUUCUUCUCCCUUCGCCUUCCUCUUGGCUUGGCUUCCUCCCUCGAAGAAGUAGACCUCGAAUUCGACCCUGAAUCGUUCGCUCUGCUCCGGUUUGGCGUGGCGCUCAGGUUUAUCGAUAGAGGAACGGGGUAGUCCCCGAAGAGCGACCGAUUGGACGAGAACUGGUGCAUCCCUGAGCGCGAUACCGAGCCUCUAGCUCUGGUAUUCUAGAGGACCGUGACCAGAGGGAAAUACGGAAACGAAAUCGUGCUCCGACGAUUCACGGCGAGAUCGGAGGGCAACUCCGCUGAAACUGAGCGGAAGGAGAACGCGCAAGCGAGGGCGAGGAUCGAUCGAUCGAUCGCUCAAUCGAUCACUCAUCGUUUGGCCUGGGUGUUCUUUCGCGCACGGUCAAAAGAUCAUAGUCAAUUCCCCUUUGCACCUGCCAAACGAUGGAAAGAGUUCGAGAUCCUCGCCCGCUGCAACCAGAGGGAGGAAGUCCACGGUACGCGCGGUCUGUUCGUUUUUCACGCAAGUUUUAUACCUCGAUCACCCGGGGGGCGAAAAUGGAUAUUAAUUUAUCGGAACUAACCCGUUAUAUUCGUAAAGCGAACAGACCCUUUAGGCUUUGCGUGGCCUUCGCACAAGUGGAUCGCGUAACGACGCGUGAAGUCAAGGUCGUUGAACCUACCGCACGGGUGGAGGCAUCGGUCAAAGUGAGAAUGUAUCUCCGAAAUUGAGGGAGGCAGGGAGAGGGUGGAACACAGCGAAAAGAAUCGUCAGACGAUCGAACGGGGAGAGGAAGUUAGACACGAGCGGGGGGUUUUGAGGGCUCGCAAAAAGUAUGCACCUCUCUGUUUCAGUCGGGGCCCGCUUUUGUGAAAUGUGCAUAGAUACAAUAAAAAGUAAAAGAAGUGCCACAGGAGCGCCCGUGUGCUCUCGCUUCUCGCCGCAGGGCGCAUGCAGGUUACCUGAAGCAUAUUUCAUUAAGUAAUUGAUAUACGCAAGAAUGCAACAAGCAAGGAUAUAGUUUAUUACGUAUAUGAAAAGGCAAAUUAUAUAUAUACACAUACGGUAUAUAAAUAUAUAUAAAUAUAUACAUUUAUAUAUAAUAUAUAUAUUUAUAUAUAUAUUCUGUGGGAGAGAAUGCGCCGUUGCGGAUACAUAACCGCUGACACGACAUACGACAUGUAUAACACGUACACGCGCGCGUGUACACAAAACUUCACCAUACGAAUUAAUGGUACUGUAAACGCUGUAUGUCUGCUGACACUAACAAGAGAUACAACUUGUAGAUAAAUGAGAGAUGUAGGUUAGUCUUAUUACGCAACAAAACAACACGACACAACAAUACAUAUUAUUUACAUUACCUAGAGUGUACGGGGAAAGUAGUGGUUUUAGAGAUGAAAAAUAAAAUCAUACAUAUAUACGGAAGUACAUAAUACGGUAAGGCAGGAGUGGGAAGGUACAUUUACGAGAUACAUAAAUGUAAGAAGUAAGUUGCUCAUGUGUAUAUUUUUGUAAAUAGGUAUCGCGAGUGCCGCCGCCUUGAGGGCGAGCUUACGCCGGCCACGUCGGGUUCGCUCGCCCGCCUCAAUUUUGCUACCACAUCUUACCGAGAUAUUUUUCAGUACGGUCCCUGCGGAACUACGUAUUUCUUUGCCCCGAGGAACGUUAAAAGUGAUUCUCUCUCUUUGUCUCUCCCUUUAUCUCUCAUGCUUCCUCUUGCUCUCUUCAUUUUGUUCCUAGGUUUUAUUACCUGUGAUGAGGAGACGUUUUCAUCCGAGAAACCAAAUCCAUGUCUUAUUUAUUUACCUUCGUAGUGGAGUGAAAUGUUAUUUAAAUUGUCAUUCACGGGACUGCGGCAUUUUAACGUUCACGUACUGAGGACAAAAGCGAUCAUGAUAUGAUUGGUAUAAAUCUAAUGGAACCCAGAAUUUUGUACCAAACCUAAACUACAAGCUGAAAGCUUUGCGCGCCCUAAAUUUAAAUCAAAGGCGAUGGCCAGUUAAUCGUAGGUGCAGAAUAAUCAACUAUUCCCGAUAAAAGGAAGACCCUCUUCUUGGUAGAUUAGUAUUUCUUUUACAACGUAUAAUAUUGCUUUCGUGGGUCAUCAAGUUGUGAAAAUAAUUGAAAGUCAAUGUAAUGGGGAACGGAGGAAUUAAAAACUGAUAAAUGUGUAGAUGAAAAUCCUCGUUCUCGAUGAGCUCUUUGCUUUGUCGGAGAUUAAUCGCGUAAUGCGUUGUUGCGAGGAAUUGAAACCUUGCGAUUUUUUUUGGAACUGAACAAUUAUUCAAAAGAUAGAAUCCACACAGAUUCGGUGCAAUGUGGAUCCCCAAGUAACUAGCGCGGUCCAAAAUGGUUCACGGGAUACAAUUUUAUAUCGAACAAUUAUAAUGAAAGAAAUUUAAUAAUUAGAUGGAAGUUCAUUUAACAAAGUUUGCGAGAUCGUGUAUAAGAAAAAAAAAAACAGAAAAAAGUUAUAUAUUCGAGUAUAUAUUUAUUAAGAGAUACACAUAUAUCAGGCCCUCUGCCCACUACCAGCUCGAAACAUCCUUUUAUUUUUUAAAACUUCAUAUGUCUUAUACACUUAAACCAUAAUGUGAUAUAAGUUUUGAAAAUCAACGGAUACGUUAUAAAAUAAAAUAGGUAAUCGAUGCGGUUUUUUCUAGACGUGACGCUGAUAAUGACUGCAUAAAUCAAUUAAUAUAUUCAAAAGGUAAUCAGCUGUUUAAUGCAUAUCAAGAUUUGUAUCAUGAUAAUCCUUUUUUGGUCAUUUUAACCAUUAAAUGGUAAAGUUAAAAACUAUAACGUUUGUAGAUCGCCCCGAUUUACCAGUUUCCUUUUAUAUACACUACGUUUGAUAAAUGAAACGUUUAAUAAUAUCCUUAUUAUCAUUUUGACUCCCCUUUGAUGCAUUAAAUGUAUUCAGUAAUUAUGUUAUGUUUGCUGUGAAAUUUACAUUGGCCAAUGUUUAACAACGUGUAAACCAUGUAUUGAUUACUAUAAAACGUAUUAAUCAUACGUUACCAGUUAAGGAUUAUUUUUGUACAAAUGCGAAUUACACAUAUAAAGAAGAUAACACACAUGGAUAUCUAAUACCCCAGGAUAGGUACCCUGAUAUAGGCUAAACCACUACAGCCAAACGAUUUCAUGUGACAGAUCAAUCCUCGCGCAAACAAAAAAGUAGCAAACCGUUGAUACGAAUAAUCUCUUUUAUCCGUUUUUAUUGUCGGGGGUGACAUAUAUCCGUAAUAAAGACUAUAUCGCAAGUCCGCCACCCGGUUCGUCAUGAUAUACGAGUCGUUAAGUGAGUUCCUUUUGCGAUUGUGAGUAAUCAUCACUCGGCUGUGACAAGGAGCGAUGAGGAAACACUAUAAGGGAUAACUUUAAACGGAGAAAAAAUAGAGGCAAACAGAGAGAAUACUAUUGAAAAGAUAGGAGCCAAGCAACUGUCGUCGGGGCAUUCACAGAUUUAUUCGUUAGUGUCUAAAACGUAUAUAUAUGUAUACGUAGGUAUAUAUAUUGGUUAGACACUUAGAAUAUAUAUACAAGAUGUACCAAAAUUAGAUGAAUUCGUAUACAUGAAGCGAUAAUACGUAUAAAAUGAUUUAAUGAAUGAUCAAUUUCAAUUUUACAGCGGUCAGUAAGUUUUGCACAAGAUAGGAGAGUGACUGCAGAAUCGUGACUCUUUUGAAAGGAAAAGGUGCCCCUCUAAGCCAACCGAUCAUUAGUGGAACAGUAACGAAAACGUUGCAAAGAGUCAACACUGACGUUAGGUACAUUCAAAUAGCAUUAAAAAUAACUUAUGAAUGUCUUGCGCUUAAAUCCAUUGAAAAUAACAUAGAUAUUUUUUUUUUUCUUGAAUCGCGAUGCUACGAUCACUGACUCUCGACUCCGUUAAAAACUUGCUCACCGAAGACAAAUAUAGAUUGUCCACUCUCGUCGAAUAAUGUCCAACAAAGAAUCGCGUCACGUAUACAAUUUUCGUUCGUCGAGUUUUGGCACAACUUGUACAUACAAUGUUCACCCCGCAUCAUUCGAGCACAACUGCUUCCCAAUUCCCUUCCUUCGGUUCAGCGAAACAGAACUCGUUACUCUGGCCGUAUAUUAUCCGUUUAACCGUUUUCAAUUGAGAAAGAUGCGCGAGAGUAACAGGAGGACCCUAGAGGAGAAAAAACCGUGUUAAACGCGACAAGGAGUGAUACACUUGUAAAUUGUACCUAAUCUAAUAUAACAAAAGAGCAGUAAUGAUCCCGCGUGAAAUCAAGUGUAAUUUCCCAAUUAGGAAAAGAAGUUUCGGUUGCAGCUCCUACGUUUGACGAAUCUUCUUUACCUACUGAUAUAUCAUAAUGUAUUUAUAUAUAUAUAUACAGACCCAUACACGCAACAUUAUAAUUAAUUAAUUGAUUCAACUGCUAUUACUCCUAUUAUUAUUAUAUUAUUUAUAAGCACAUCGAGCCUCGUGUGCUCUCAUUCGAUCGGCUUCCUAAUUUGCGACACUUAGGGUAAUGAGCGGGUGGCAUCACGAUGCUUCGCCGCGACCACUCCUCGAGCCGUGAGAUGAGCGUUAUUAUUAUUAUUACGAUUAUUAUUGUCAUUACUAUUAUCAUUAUGAUGAAUAUGUUAUUAUUACUNAUU